GCUCCCUACAAAGUUUCGAACAGUAUCUCAUCAAAGUUUCGUACAUUGGGUACCUUUAGAUGUCUAUGGAGAGUCGUAAAACUGAUCAUAUUCCUGAAUUGUCUCCUCAUUAUUCAGAAACCCAUAGUGAUGACCAGCUCGGAGGAAAUACCUACCGAAUGGAUCCCUUGUUAGAGUUAGAAUUAGCUAAAGUACGUUUAGCUCAGACAGAAAAGGAAAUCGAGCUAGAACGGUUACGCCAAAAAGGAAGAGAACAUUAUAAUCAAGUUAUGGCUGACAAGGCGAUGACGUAUGAGUCUACAUCUGUCGUUGAUGUUCCUCCUAGAAAAGACUGGGUAACAAUGAUGUUUAGAGCUUUAGACCUACCAAAGAAAGAGAUUAUAAGGUUUGAUGGUAACCCUAUGAACUAUUGGAGCUUCAUACGGAAUUUUGAGGACUGUUUUGACGAGAGCAUUGGAUUCCGA
Molecule: messenger RNA, 464 nt
Organism: Schistosoma margrebowiei
Lineage: Eukaryota; Metazoa; Platyhelminthes; Trematoda; Strigeidida; Schistosomatidae
Source: the annotation of a GenBank genome assembly